AUGCUGAAGGCCGACAUUCACGUCAGUAUCCAUCAGACAGAUCCUACAUUGAUGGAGCGCGGUAUCUAUGGUCUAGGCGGCUUUCUGAAAGUCUCCAAGGAGCUGCGCGUGUUGUGGAGCCCGCCCUACCUGUCGCGUCUCUGGUGUGUCUUUGAGCUCGCUGCAUACAAGAUGGCAAAUCCCACAGGAAAGAUCAACUUACAUCCGCUCUUCAUCGAGACGGUGAGUUGCUGGCUCUUCCAGGCCAAUUGUGUUGGUGCCGCUGUCUUCCAUGCGGUCCGAUUGAGGAAGAUGGGUGCCAACAUGGAGUAUGCGGGAUACUGCCUCGGUAUGCUGGCCAGCUUAAAAGCCUGGCAUCGCCUUCGAAAGGAGAGCUUGAACAAGCACAAGCUCCUGUCUGACCUGGAGAACUUCGACGUGGAACACGCCGAUUGCCGAAGCGAGUUUGACAGGGACUUCAUCCAUGCCGGCAUCGUUCAAUGGUACGGCAGCAAGGAAGCCUUUACGUGCUACGUGCGGGGGCCCUUGAAAGAAAAGUUCAUCGGCACGGCUGAAUUCUGUGUUCACCUUCCUUUCUUCUACAUUCUGCUGAUUGCCACGCCAUCGGUUAGCGUCGGACUCGAGGGGUUCGUCGCCGCGCUUAAGGCCGGCGCGCCCUUCGAAUCACUUGUGUCCCAUCUCCUUGGGAAGGUCAUUGGAGUGAAUUUCUUCUGGCAACUGAUGAGUCUCAAGUUCGGCAUGUUCCUGUGCGACCGUUACGCCGAACCACGCUGGGGAGAGGGAUUCUGGAACGGCUUUCAGACCUUCCUCAUCUGCGUUGGGUACUUCUUGUGCUACCUCGUCGGCGCAGUGAUCGGGAACCAGGCCACAAGCGGUCACGUCGGUUUGGCCUUUGCCUGGAUGUUCGCGUCCAUGCUGCCCGUCGUGUGCACCUGGCGCAUGUUCAAGUACUACGAGCAGAAGACUCAAGCAGAGUGCGCCACGAAGUGUGACUGGAACUUCAAGGACUUCAAAGAGUUUGGGAGCAGACUCAGCGUCUUUCGCGGAGAAGACUCAUUCUCCUCAAACAAGAUCGUCUGA
Molecule: messenger RNA, 1080 nt
Organism: Symbiodinium sp. CCMP2592
Lineage: Eukaryota; Dinophyceae; Suessiales; Symbiodiniaceae
Source: the annotation of a GenBank genome assembly